Molecule: messenger RNA, 980 nt
Organism: Mizuhopecten yessoensis (Yesso scallop)
Lineage: Eukaryota; Metazoa; Mollusca; Bivalvia; Pectinida; Pectinidae
Product: killer cell lectin-like receptor subfamily B member 1B allele A
Exons: 4
Coding region: 59-889 (276 amino acids)
Source: RefSeq, a predicted model, not a curated record
UGUAACCAUAUGGCAAAACAAUUUAGUCAUUCCAUACAAAGACUGAAAUUGUCUAACGAUGAAGGCGUGUAUGGUUAUUGCUGGUUUGAUAUUGAUAUCGAUGUAUGAUCAAGUAUUUUCAGACGACAAUGAUUCAGUGGAGAAGGUAGAGGAGCAAAGUUUAACCAGUGAACUUGUCAAUCUUUUAAAUGGAACUUAUUUCAAUCUGAACGAGAAAGUAUGUCAAUUGCAAAGGAAAGUCGAUGCGAUCGAAAGAGUCGCAGAUCCUGACCAUCAGUGUGAGUGUAACGAGACGGAAAUCAACGAAUUCAAACAAGCGGUAUCAGAUGAACUUAAUGCCUUUUCAAAGAUAUUGUCCGGUUUUGAAAAUCAAAUGCGCCUUUUGCAAAAUGAGCAGGCAGAAUUACGUGAGUUGAUCGGCGGAGGAGACAGCGACGACGAUGUAUCUACUACUACGACUACUACGACUACGCCUGCCCCACGUAUCUGUGACCCAGGCUGGUUCUCAUCUCCGGAAAAGUGUUAUUACGUGUCCUCAACUUCCGAAAAAACAGAGUGGAGUAUGGCUAUGUCGCGCUGUACAGCCAAGGGGGCAAACCUGGUUGAGAUUCAAACAGACAAGGAAGCUUCAUUCAUUAUGCGUAACCUGCCGAGUCGUGUUGGUAAUACGGACAUACUAUAUACGGGACGUAAGAGGAACGACAGAGAUGGUUGGGUUUUCGUCAGCAAUGACAAGAUGGUCGACACAUCGGUGAGGACAUGGGCUAGCGGGGAACCUGACGGAGGAUCCCAGAGAUGCGGAUGUACCAGACAAUCAGAGAGUUUCAUGAUGUUGGAUUGCUAUUGUACCGGAUAUAACCUCUUCUUUAUCUGCGAGAUUGAACGUUAGUCAUAUGCUGUCGUGCAAAUCACAACAUAUGUCGUUCUAUACAUAAUGCUGAUCAUAUGGAAAUUCUAUAAAAGAAUUAAAUUUUUGUAAG